GCGGCUGCCGUGAGAAGGCAACACAGUCCCCUCUCGACAGCUGCGGCGCGGUUCAUAUCCCGGACCCUGCAGCCGUCAUCGCCGGCCCUACAGCUGCCAGGCGCUGCUUGCUCGUUACAGACUGCUGAUGGCGCUGCUCCUGGACUCGUGGAUCGCCGAGUUGGUCGUCGUCUUAUCGGCGGCCGUGCUCGCCCUCUACUUGUGGUUCUCCAGUGCCUAUAGUUACUGGAAGAGCAAGGGGGUGCCGUACGCCAAACCUACCGCCCCGUUUGGAAACUUCCGGAGAACCUUUCUAGGCCAGGAAACUGUCGGUGUGACACUGCUGAAGAUACACAACCAACUGCCAAGAGAGAGGUAUGUUGGGUUUUACGGAUUCCGUCGCCCACUUCUGCUUGUCCGUGACCCUGAGCUGAUUCGCCACAUCCUUGUCAAGGAUUUCGGGACAUUCCACGACAGAGGACUUUUCAUCGAUGACGAAGAACCUCUGAACAAACAUCUCUUUGCGUUGGGAGGAAAGAAGUGGCGCCAGCUGAGGAUCAAGUUAAGCCCUACGUUCACAUCCGGCAAACUGAAGGGCAUGUUCAAGACGAUCCAGGACUGCGGGCGCGAGAUGGCCGACGUAGUGGGGAAGAUGGUGGACCACGGGGAGUCGGUGGAGGUUCGCGAGCUGAUUGCGCGCUUCACCACUGACGUCAUCUCCUCCGUCGCCUUCGGCCAAGAGUGCAACUGCCAGCGGAAUCCUGACCACGAGUUCCGACAGUGGGGACGCAAGAUCUUUGAGCCUUCUGCGCGUACGGCCAUCGGUUUCCUUCUGACCUUCCUCAGUCCAACGUUAAUGAACUACCUAAGGGUCAAAGGAGGAACGACAGACGUCAGCAGAUAUUUUCAGCAGAUGGUCGCAGACACUGUCGCUUACAGAGAGAAGAACAACUACAGCAGGAAAGAUUUCAUGGACCUCCUCAUUCAGCUCAAAAACAAGGGAUAUGUCGACCCUGACAAAGGAGAGACAAUGGAGAACGGGCAUCAGAAUGGUGUUGGCACUCCUGACAAACUGUCAAUGGAUGACUUGGCAGCACAGGCGUUUGUCUUCUUCAUUGCGGGGUUCGAGACAUCGUCAACGGCGACAAGCUUUACUCUGCACGAACUGGCACUCAACCCAGAUGUACAGAGCAAACUACAUGAUGAAAUUGACACUGUGCUGAAGGAAAACAAUGGUGAAAUUUCCUACGACACCAUCGGCAAAAUGACUUACCUCGACAAAGUGGUAUCUGAGUCUCUCAGGAAAUAUCCACCAGUACCAUUUCUGAACAGAGAAUGCAACCAAGACUACAAGAUUCCCGACAGUGAUGUCAUUCUGGAAAAAGGAACUCCAGUAGCGCUGUCUGUGCUGGGCCUACACUAUGAACCCAAAUAUUUCCCUGACCCUGAUCGUUUUGAUCCUGAGAGGUUCUCCGAAGAAGCCAAAGCUAGGCGACACCCCUAUGUCUACCUGCCUUUUGGAGAGGGACCACGCAUUUGCAUUGGUAUGAGGAUGGGCCUGCUGCAAACCAAAGUGGGUCUUGUGAACUUACUGUCAAAGUACAGUGUGCAGCCUACACAGAAGACAGUAGCAAAACUUGAUUUCCAUCCUAGGUCCUCAAUCCUAAUGACCAAAAGUGGAAUCCACAUUCAGUUUGUAAAGCGUUCCUAGGAGGACAACACUGAAGAACAAUAUCAUGUCAAAAUUCACCCAUUUUAGUGUUGUUUAUAUAUGUAAGCACUAUGAUUCAUAGAUAGUCCUUACACAGUGGCUUUACUGUAUGGAAGACUAUUGUGCACAGUUGUGUUGCCCCCAAUCUUCAGUAUUGUACUUUUAACAGCACAUAUUAUGUUUAUGUACUUAAUAUAAAUAAACACAGUUUCUUUAUUUCA
This is a messenger RNA of Schistocerca serialis cubense, 1911 nucleotides long. Its product is annotated as cytochrome P450 6k1-like. The transcript is spliced from 8 exons. Bases 128 to 1690 code for a protein of 520 amino acids. The record is from RefSeq and is a predicted model, not a curated record. Lineage: Eukaryota; Metazoa; Arthropoda; Insecta; Orthoptera; Acrididae. Gene Ontology annotation, molecular function: monooxygenase activity; iron ion binding; oxidoreductase activity, acting on paired donors, with incorporation or reduction of molecular oxygen.